AUGCAUCCUUGUCAUUAUUUAACAUCCAUACUAAGUAUAUUUUUAUCAAUCAGCAUUGCACCACUUAUUGUACAUGGUGUGACUGAUCUUAAUCAAUCAAAAACUCUUGAAUAUUAUACUAAUAAGAUUAAUUCAUCGAAUACAUGCUCAAAAAUUCAUUCGAAUUGUAGUUUACAAGAUGGUAUAAUUAUUCCUAUAUGGCGUCCUCAAGAAGGUAUUUCAACUGGUGAUCGAAUUUCGCGUGCUAUUGUUUAUCUAUUAGCACUUAUUUAUAUGUUUAUCGGUGUUGCUAUUAUAUCAGAUCGUUUUAUGGCUUCAAUUGAAGUUAUAACUUCACAAAAACGUGAAAUACGUAAAAAAAAUCCUGAUGGAACAGUAUCAAUAACAACAGUAGCGAUAUGGAAUGAAACUGUAUCAAAUUUAACCUUAAUGGCAUUAGGUUCAUCAGCACCUGAAAUACUUUUAUCAAUUAUUGAAGUUGUUGGUAAAAAUUUUAAAAGUGGAGAUCUUGGACCAGGUACAAUUGUUGGUUCAGCAGCAUUUAAUUUAUUUGUUAUUAUUGCUAUAUGUAUUAUGUCAAUACCAUCCGGUGAAGUUCGUCGUAUACGCCAUCAACGUGUAUUUUUUGUGACAACAGCUUGGUCCAUAUUUGCUUAUAUAUGGUUAUGGGCUAUUGUUGCAAAAAUUUCUCCUGGUUACAUUGAAGUAUGGGAAGGCACAUUAACAUUUUUAUUUUUUCCUUUAACGGUCUUUUCGGCAUAUAUUGUUGACACAAAAGUGGGUCAAUUUAUACGUAUACGUAUAACAUCACAAAAACAAGUUUUACAAUUAGAUAAUCAUACAACAUCACCUCUACCUAUAUCAGGUGAAGAUUUAGAAGGAAAAGGUAUGAUAGAUGGAACAAAUCGAAAUUCAUUAACACCAAGUACAAAUGAUAUGUAUCGAAAGAAAACAAGUAGUGUUAUAACAGGUUCAAUAUUAGAACAAUUAGGAGGUUCAACAGGUGGUUUAGAUGAAACAGGAACAUUAUCUGAUCAGAUUGAAUCUCAACAACGUCAAGAAUUUAUUGAGAUAUGGCGUGAAUUACGUAAACAAUAUCCCAAUCAUGAUAUGACAGCAUUAAAUGAAAUGGCUUCUCUUGAAAUGAUGGAACGUGCACCAAAAUCACGAGCCUAUUAUCGUAUUCAAGCAACAAAACGUUUAGGAGGUGGUGGUGGUAAUGUUAAAAAGAGAUUAUUAGAAAAAUUACAUGAACCAGAUAAAAUUGAUCCAUCUGAAAAACAAACAUUAGCAGUCGAUACAACACCUCAUAUAAGUAAAAUACAUUUUGAACCAAGUCAUUAUACUGUUCUAGAAAAUGCUGGUUAUGCUACAUUACAUGUUGUACGUACAGAUGGAAAUCUACGAAAUACAGUUUAUGUUGAUUAUAUGACAGAAGAUGGUACGGCAACACAUGGAGGCGAUUAUGAGCCAGCUGAAGGUACUUUAAUUUUUUAUCCAAUGGAAACACAUAAACAAAUUCAAGUGAAAAUAAUUGAUGAUGAAAUAUUUGAAGAAGAUGAACAUUUCUCGGUUAAAUUAAGUAAUCUUAAAAUAAAAGAUAAUCAAGGACGUUUAACACCGGGUGCAUUUGAUAAAACUGUUCAAUUAGCAGAACCAUCAAUAGCAACUGUUAUGAUUAUUGAUGAUGAUCAUUCCGGUUUAUUUGUUUUUGAUACUGAAGAAAAAACUGUUGUAGAAUCUGAUCGUCAUGCUGAAAUUAAAGUUUUACGAACAUCAGGUGCUCGUGGUCGUGUACGAGUACCAUAUACAACUGAAGAUGAAACAGCUUUAAAUGAAAGAGAUUAUAUAGCUAAAACUGAUGAAGUUAUUUUUGAAAAUGAAGAAAAUGAAAAAACCAUAACAAUUGAAAUACUUGAUCGUGAUCAAUAUCAACGAAAUGAAUCAUUUCUUAUUCGAUUAGGUGAACCAUCACUUAUUAAAGAAAGUGAUGCAAUAGACGAAUCAUUAUUAACAGAACACGACAAAUUAGUUGCUGAAUUAGGUAGACCAAAAUUAGGUGAAAGAAAUAUUAUUCGUGUUCGUAUACAUGAAAGCAAAGAAUUUAAAAAUGCUGUUGAUAAAGCUUUAUAUAAAGCAAAUACAGCAAUACUUGUGGGUACAUCAACAUGGUUAGAACAAUUUAAACAGGCAUUUAGCGUAAAAGAUGAUGAUGAUGAUGUAGUAGAAUCAGGUGAAUCAAAUGAUGAUGAAGAUAAACCAGCAACAUGCAAAGACUAUAUGUUACAUUUUGUAUCAUUUUUUUGGAAAUUUUUAUUUGCAUUUGUACCACCAACAAGUAUUGGUGGUGGAUGGGUUUGUUUUGUUGUAUCAAUUAUUAUAAUUGGUCUUCUUACUGCAGUUAUCGGUGAUUUAGCAACACAUUUUGGUUGUACCGUUGGUCUUACAGAUACAAUGACAGCUAUUGCAUUUGUUGCAUUAGGAACAUCAUUACCCGACACAUUUGCAUCAAAAGUAGCUGCGGAACAUGAUAAAUAUGCUGAUAGUUCUGUAGGAAAUGUCAAUGGUUCAAAUGCUGUGAAUGUUUUCUUGGGUAUUGGUUUACCAUGGGCUAUAUCAGCAUGGUAUCAUUAUUUUAAACAGACAAAAUUCGAAGUGCAAACAGGAUCAUUAUCAUUCAGUGUAACUUUAUUUUGUACAUUUGCAGCUGUUGCUGUAACGAUAUUAUUACUACGACGUUUGAAAUGUUUCGGUGGAGGAGAAUUAGGUGGUCCAAUGAAAUGGCGUAUUAUAUCAAGUCUUCUAUUUCUUUCACUCUGGAUUACUUAUUUAGUAUUAAGUGGACUCGAAAAUUAUUGUCAUAUUAAUCUGUAA
Adineta steineri is the source of this 2874-nucleotide messenger RNA. NCBI's taxonomy places the organism in Eukaryota, Metazoa, Rotifera, Eurotatoria, Adinetida, Adinetidae. The record is from the annotation of a GenBank genome assembly.